AUAAAUACUGCAUUUGUGAGUGCUAUUGGUUGUGUGCAACUCCAUAGCGAUAGACAGUCAUUGCGAGCAUUGAUUGAGUGCUCAAUUGAUUUCACAUUUGAUUUGAUUGUAAUUAACUGAUUGUCACUCAAUCCCAGACAACCACUCAUUGUAUUCAAAGGCAUCAGUUAUUUAUCACUCAAACCGAUAGCAAUCGUCGAGUGAAUAGUCGUGAAAAGAUGGACAGCAAUGGGUCGGCCAUCUCUAACCAGGCCUUUCAGGAGGCGCUCCAACGCGCCCGACAGUUGGCGGCGAAGAUCAGUCGAGAGGCGCCCGGUUCUGGUGGUCCCCCGUCUGGUGGUGGUGGUGGCGGCGGUGGCAAUGGCGGCGGCCCUCCCGGCGGUGGUAUGUCUUCCAGCAAAAGACCACACGAUGACGGAGGAGGAAGAGGUUCACCCGAUGCCAAACGAAUGGCCGCUUUCAACGAUCGUAAGUAUUGUUUGAAUUGA
Molecule: messenger RNA, 488 nt
Organism: Oppiella nova
Lineage: Eukaryota; Metazoa; Arthropoda; Arachnida; Sarcoptiformes; Oppiidae
Source: the annotation of a GenBank genome assembly